This is a messenger RNA of Lathyrus oleraceus (garden pea), 1092 nucleotides long. Its product is annotated as protein MAIN-LIKE 2-like. Gene Ontology annotation, biological process: meristem maintenance; meristem development. Lineage: Eukaryota; Viridiplantae; Streptophyta; Magnoliopsida; Fabales; Fabaceae. The record is from RefSeq and is a predicted model, not a curated record. Bases 355 to 1092 code for a protein of 245 amino acids. The transcript has 5 exons.
CAUCUACAUUACUUCUUUUACAAUUUCAUCUUUAACAAAAUCUUCCAAUUUCAUCUACACCAACUCCCCAACAAUAUGUCUUUACUCACAAUGGGCGAAGCACACAGAGGAACAGUUGCAAACAUCGCAACAUACGAUGUAUCAAGGUUUCGAACUCGAGUCCACGAAUUUGUCCCAAUGGACCCGAUGAUUCAACCUUAUGUUGAACUCGCCGGUUUUGGUCACAUUAGCAAGAUUAUGUCUUGGUCUAUAGAUAACAAGUUCAUUCUAGCCUUAUGCUAAAGAUGGAGGCCAGAGACACACACAUUUUGGUUUCCAACCGGUGAGUGUACCGUGACGUUAGAAGACGUCUACAUGCUUUUAGGACUACGAAUUGAAGGCAAAGCUGUUAAUGGUAAGACCAACUAUGCAAAUUCAAUUUGCAUGGAGCUUUUAGACACUGAUUUGUUAGAUGAUAAUGCUAGAGGUCAAGGUAUACUACUCUCACGCCUAAAGGCAUAUUAUAAUAGUUUAUAUUUAGAUGAGAAUUCUACCGAAGAUGCUCGAAUAAUCAAAACUAGAUGUUACAUUAUGUUGUUACUAGGAUCCUUUUUAUUUCCCGAAGGUAGUGGUUCUAGCAUGCAUAUUAUGUACUUACCUUUACUUAGACAUAUAGAUAGAAUAGGUAGUUACAGUUGGGGAUCCGCAUGUCUAGCCUAUCUCUAUAGUUCGUUGUGCAAAAACUCCCACAAAGACACAUCUACAUUUUCUGGAUGUGCUGUUUUGCUACAAGCAUGGGGAUGGUCAAGACUACCGUCUCUAGCACCGGUCAAUAACAACCCCUUCACUUUUCCAUAUGCAAAAAAAUGGUCGGCACGUGGUAUGAAUUACAGCAGAUGUCCGAGACACUGUAUUACUCAGUAUCGCAACCUGUUGGAUCACCUUCGACCGACAGACUUCAUUUGGCGUCCAUACCUUAAUAUGGAUCAUGAGCAUCAGGUCAACCCUGAAGAUGCAGCCGUAUGGACAGCAUGCACACCGAUAAUACGGUUCACAACAUGGAGAGGGGAGGAAGUGCAGCACCAGCUGCUGCUGGUUGUGUUUGUUGAGUAG